Messenger RNA from Rotaria socialis, 447 nucleotides. Lineage: Eukaryota; Metazoa; Rotifera; Eurotatoria; Philodinida; Philodinidae. The record is from the annotation of a GenBank genome assembly.
AUGAUAUGGAUAUACGGUAGCCGCUUUGCACAAAAUGGUUUCAAUUCAGUACCAUCAGUAACGAAUUCAAAUAUUGUCAAAUUAGUUGAUGGCUAUUCGGUCUACGAUUGUGAAAUGCAUAAUGAUAAAACGACCAAUACACAAUUAACUUGUUAUGCGCCAGCUUUACCUGAAAGUGUUUAUCAAAUCCGUGUUUACGUCAAUGGUCAACUACAAGAUGAUUGGGCAAAUAAUUCACUUUGCAAUGGUACAAGACCAUCAAGUGCAAGUGUUCAAGAACCAGGAAAUCAAACAACAGUAACAUUAGGUGUCAUAAGUACACUGGUAUUAGUAAUUCCUUCAGCAAAGUGCCGUUCACAAAGUAGAUGUGAUACUCAACCAGUACUCAAGUCUUAUGAUGUAUCGGGUAAUGUUAUACAAAAAUUAGAUUCCGAUGAUCAACCAUGA